Funneliformis geosporum is the source of this 666-nucleotide messenger RNA. The record is from the annotation of a GenBank genome assembly. Lineage: Eukaryota; Fungi; Glomeromycota; Glomeromycetes; Glomerales; Glomeraceae.
AUGUAUGGUGGUAAUUAUGUGAGUGAAAGAGGUAAAGAAGGUUAUGGACCGAUGCCUAUUGAAGAUACAUUAGUAAUUGCUGACCGCACUUUAGGAUUUUUACAGAAAAAAGGUGCUUUAAGUCUUUAUCAAGGAACAGAUGCAUUUAGGGGAAAUGCAAGUAAGCAUUAUGAGGAAUUAGCAGCAGCUAGAGAGGUGUUGGUUGAAGAUAAAAGACCUGCUAGCGAUGUUUUUAUGGCUUCAUUUAGUGGCAGUCCAGAAAUAAAGGUGCUGAUACUUAAUCUCCAAAAGUUAAGGGUAAUUGAGGAUUUUGCACGAGACAAAGAAAAGCUUUUUGGUUUGAAUGGGAAAAAUAAUAAUGAAAAUAAUGUUGUUUAUACUAAUGGUAAAAAAAAUGACAAGUUAACUAAAAAAUUAUUAGGAACAUUAAAAGAACAAACGAUUCUUAGAAUAAACGCCGUAAAAGCAGAUGAAACCUUAACUAGUUCAGAGAAACAGAGGGAAUUACAAGAAAAUCAAGCAAGAUUAGAACAACUUCAAAAUGCUCUUCAUAGUUUGGAUAAUAAUAAUAAACCUUUUCCAGUUAUUCCGGUUGUUGGAGUAGUCGGUGCGGUUUCUCUUUUAGGAUUAGUUAUUUUCAGACUCAAAAAAACCAAGUCUAGAUAA